CAGAGGGCACCGCGGUGGCCUCUCUCGUGGAGGAAUGGCACAGCCUGGGCGGGAGGCUGCGUGCCCCUUUCGAGGUCACAGGAUUCAGCCAAGAGCUUUGUCAGUGGAAAUAAAAGGCAUAGACAGAUCUGACCUAAAGACUUUUAGUAAGAAAAAUCGUUAAACACAAAGAAUUGAAGAAAGAUGUCCUGGAAAUGGAGUGUACAUAUCAUCAUUUUGGUCAUCCAGGCGAGGCCACCUGGGAUUCCUACACCACCUGAGGACUGCCUUCACGCCCAGGACGGGGUCGGCGCUGGCUUUAAUUCGACACAGUACGAUGAUGAGUAUGUUUUGAAAUCACAUUCUAAAGAAGAUUGGAUCAAAACCAGGACUUCAAAAAGUAUCAGGAGCCAAAACUAUGAUCCCAGUCAAGGACAAUCAAUGGCAUCAAUAAAGAGCCACCUCCAUUGGAAAAUCACUGCUUCAGAGGAAGUGGUUAAGAAGGCAAUAUCAAAUCAGUUUAUUUCCACUACUAGAAGAGACUUUGUGGACAGAUCAAAAGUUCAGAAGAUUAAAGAAAGUUCUCAGACGUUUCUGGAAUGGAAAAAGUUACUUCCUCGACCUGGAACUGAAUUUCGACGGAAUUACCAAGUUCCAGCUAAAAUUCCUGAGCUGCAGGACUUUAGUUUCAAAUAUGAAUGCUACUCAAGCCUACCAGUUACCUCUCAGGGUCUAGUCCCUUCCAUGCCCUACAGCCACAUGAGGAAUCAAGAGCAUAAAAAAAACCAGACUACGUACCAAAGCGAUUACGGGAAAACCUCCCUGGAUUUCUUAGUGAUUUUAAACUCAUUUACUCCCUCUCAAAUCACAGAGUACCUUCAGGGUCUUUCCUACAAAGACAGAGAAAUUCUUGAUCGCUUUAUUCACUCUCACUAUGGCGAUGACAUGGGACAGAAAAAUAAAGGAAACAGUUGA
This is a messenger RNA of Suricata suricatta (meerkat), 954 nucleotides long. It is a transcript of the gene TEX26, whose product is annotated as testis expressed 26. Lineage: Eukaryota; Metazoa; Chordata; Mammalia; Carnivora; Herpestidae. Gene Ontology annotation, cellular component: cytoplasm. The record is from RefSeq and is a predicted model, not a curated record.